Chaetomium strumarium is the source of this 476-nucleotide messenger RNA. RefSeq lists its product as uncharacterized. Lineage: Eukaryota; Fungi; Ascomycota; Sordariomycetes; Sordariales; Chaetomiaceae. The transcript has 2 exons. Bases 51 to 476 code for a protein of 141 amino acids. The record is from RefSeq and is a predicted model, not a curated record.
CUGUCACAACACUGGAAUGUGUUUGUUUCCCGGUCUGGACACGCCGGAACAUGGCUCCUCUUUACCGCCUGUUCCGCCGACAAUAUUACCCAACACCCCUGGGCAAGCAGCUUACGCCUUCUGACUACCACGGGACUCACUUACAAAACCACGUCUCACAACCCAACUCCACCACAAGCGACCUCAACCCGGUCACCAUCACCAUCACCACCAUUUUCACCAUGCCUUCCUCGCAGGUCGCCGCUCCGCUCGCCGCGCCGAUCCCCAUCCCGGCCCCGCGCCGGAACAACCUGGGCCUGGUCACGACACAGGAGCUCUUCGCCAGCCUCAACGCGACCCUGGCGUCCAAGACCGACCAGCUGGUGACGCCCAUCCACCACAUCCAGGAGGACGACUACUCCGUCCCGGCCCCGCCGCCGCCGAGCCCGGUCAGCUUCCGGGACCACUGGCCCGCCUCGAUGACGAUGCGUCGUUGA